AUGGUUCCGAUUCGUGCACCUGAGUGGCGCAAGUUACCCCUAAGCCUUACCGAACUUUGCAUCGAGACGACUCUUCGCUGUGGUCAAUCGUUUCGAUGGCGAAAAGUGGGUGACGAGUGGAACUGUGUUCUUCACGGCCGCCUAUUAUCCUUGACUCAAGAUCCGGAAAGCGUAAAGUACAAAGUCACCUGGCCGGACAAAGCCAACACAGGUCUGGGUGAUGAUACAGAGGCCCUUUUGAGACACUAUUUCAGCCUCAAGUACGACCUUGGUGCUUUGUAUAAGCAGUGGUCAGCAGACGACGCGAAUUUCCGGAAGAAGGCACCUCAGUUUACAGGAAUCCGCAUUUUGAGCCAGGAUGCCUGGGAGGCACUGGUAUCCUUCAUCUGCAGCAGCAACAACAACAUAUCGCGCAUAUGUCAAAUGGUCGAUAAGCUCUGCAAGAACUAUGGCCCGUUUGUGGCCAAGGUCGGGGAUGAAGCCUUCCAUGACUUUCCGACCCCGGCCGCCUUGUCUGGGGACAAGGUCGAGUCACACCUUCGCGAACUGGGCUUCGGCUACAGGGCGAAAUACAUCGCAGACACAGCACGUAUCAUAACCAAUACCAAGCCUGUCGGGUGGCUCGAUAGCUUGGCAAAUCCAGAAAAUCCAGGCUGGGGAGUUCCGCCACAUCAAAAGACAGUAGACGGCGAAGUACCGACAUACAAGCACGCUCACGAAGAGUUGCUCACUUUGUCCGGUGUUGGGCCAAAAGUCUCGGACUGCGUCUGUCUCAUGGGCUUGGGGUGGGCGGAAUCGGUUCCCGUCGACACACAUGUGUGGCAGAUUGCGCAGCGAGACUACAAGUUUGGAGGCAAGAGUAAGACCAAAACGUUCUCGAAAGUGCUAUAUGAUGCGGUUGGCGACCAUUUCCGAGCAAUCUGGGGUCCCCAGGCGGGGUGGGCGCAGUCCGUGCUCUUCACGGCGAAUUUAAAGUCGUUUUCGGAGCAGCUCGCCGCCAAGCCCUCGGCAGAGGUCGUUGCAUUCAAAGUUGAAGUGGAAGAGAAAGCUACGGUGCCCGAGGUACUAGGUCGGACGCGGAGUCGGAAGGUAAUCAUCUCCGAGGACAUCACUAUCAAGCGUGAAGCAGAUAGUCAGGUUGACAACGGGGCCAAGAAGAGAAGGAGAACAAGGACGUAA
Molecule: messenger RNA, 1179 nt
Organism: Microdochium trichocladiopsis
Lineage: Eukaryota; Fungi; Ascomycota; Sordariomycetes; Xylariales; Microdochiaceae
Product: DNA glycosylase
Exons: 3
Coding region: 1-1179 (392 amino acids)
Biological process (GO): base-excision repair; nucleotide-excision repair; base-excision repair, AP site formation
Cellular component (GO): nucleus
Molecular function (GO): damaged DNA binding; 8-oxo-7,8-dihydroguanine DNA N-glycosylase activity
Source: RefSeq, a predicted model, not a curated record